Molecule: messenger RNA, 2465 nt
Organism: Neltuma alba
Lineage: Eukaryota; Viridiplantae; Streptophyta; Magnoliopsida; Fabales; Fabaceae
Product: DNA repair protein RAD5A-like
Exons: 14
Biological process (GO): DNA repair
Cellular component (GO): nucleus
Molecular function (GO): ATP binding; ATP-dependent activity, acting on DNA; hydrolase activity, acting on acid anhydrides, in phosphorus-containing anhydrides
Source: RefSeq, a predicted model, not a curated record
AGUGGCCUCGAGCCUCAUUGAUGCAUUCAUCAAUUUGAAAACUUCACCAAUUCAUUCAAACUCCGUUCUAACUUCUACGCGAGCCUCAACACUCCUGGCUUUCUCAUACUCAGCUUCGGUUCUCGGCUGCUGGCAUCUCUCAAUCGCUCUGGAACGCUUAGAACCAGGUUAGGGUUAGGGCUCUGCAACAUGAGGAAUAAUAAGGUUGUAGACCAACAAUUAUCUACUGUCCGAUCCAUCGUUGGCGCUGAGUAUUCUGACAUGGAUAUCAUUAGAGCCCUGCACAUGGCUAACAAUGACCUCACCGCCGCCAUUAACAUCAUCUUUGAUACCCCCAAGUUCAAAUUGAAAGAGAGGUUAAGUGUGGGGACUCAGAGGAAUUCACAAGUUUCGCAUCGAAGUUCAAGCUCUGAUGCUGGAAUUGGAGGUGGAAGUGUCACGGUGAAGUCCAAGCCAACUGCUUCUGAGGACAAUAAUCGAUCUCUGGGGUCGGAAGCAAAUGUUGCCGACUCGGUUUCCAACUCAGGUGAUUGUACCGCCGAGGAUGUGGGAGGGCCUUCAAGUUCAGCUGCAAGUGAUUGGUGGUUCGUGGGUUGUGGGGAAAUGGCGGGUCUUUCGACCAGUAAAGGGAGGAGUAUGAAUCCUGGUGAUCAAGUAUUGUUCAAGUUCCCGCUGAAGAUAGGGUCAACUACGCCAUCUCCAGGUAAGGGUUUUGGACGGGGACGACCGGCAGCAACAGCUUGUUCGGAGAUAGUGCGGUUCUAUACCAAGGAAACAGGAGAGAUUGGUAGAAUACCGAAUGAAUGGGCUAGGUGUCUCUUGCCCCUUGUACGGGAUAAGAAAGUUAGGAUUGAUGGGCAUUGCAAACAUGCUCCUAAUAAUUUGAGCAUCAUGGACACCAUUAUUUUGUCAAUUAGAGUAUUCAUCAAUAGCUCAAUGUUUCGCAAACGUCACCAGGUUUCUCUCAAGGACGCCACAAAUUCCACUGAUGAAUCAGUAUUUCAUCCUCUUCCAACCUUGUUUAGGUUGCUAGGCUUGAGCCCUUUCAAAAAGGCAGAGUUCACUCCUGGUGACUUGUACUCAAAGAAGCGCCCUUUCAAUGAAAAGGAGGACUCUUCUCUUCAGGCAACAUUACUGCACAUCAAAUCCAACCGUCCUUCUGUGAAUGAUAAUGAGGUAGACAGUGAGAAAUCAAUAUCUGAUACUGAUCUUGACAAGAUUGUUGGUGUUGGAGCUUGCUCAGAGCUAGAGGAAAUGGAUCCCCCUGGUAGUCUUCAGUGUGAAUUGCGGCCCUAUCAAAAGCAAGCUCUUCAUUGGAUGAUCCAGCUGGAGAAGGGACGGCCUAUGGAUGAGGCAGCAACAACACUUCAUCCAUGCUGGGAGGCAUAUCGCCUGGCAGACGAGAGGGAGCUGGUUAUUUAUUUGAAUGUUUUCUCUGGAGAAGCCACAAUAGAAUUUCCAAGCACACUUCAGAUGGCUAGAGGAGGAAUUUUGGCAGAUGCUAUGGGGCUUGGAAAGACCAUUAUGACCAUAGCACUCCUCGUUGCCCAUUCAGGCACUGGUGGUUCAUCAAGUAGUCAACUCAUGGAUCAACCCUUGUCUGAAAGUGAAGUUAAUGACAUGGUGCAAAACUCUUCAAAUGUACCUAAGAAGGCAAACAAGUUUUCUAGUUUUGAUAAACUGAGGAAGCAAAGGAAUGCUCUAACAAAUGGUGGCAGUCUGAUAAUAUGUCCCAUGACACUUCUAGGACAAUGGAAGGCAGAGAUUGAAACUCAUGUGCAGACUGGAUCUCUGUCUUUAUAUGUUCAUUAUGGACAGAGUAGACCAAAAGAUGCAAAAACUCUGGCUCAGAGUGAUGUUGUAAUUACUACAUAUGGAAUUGUAGCCUCUGAGUUUUCCGGCGAGAAUGCAGAGGAUAAUGGUGGACUUUUCUCAAUUCGAUGGUUUAGGGUGGUUCUAGACGAGGCACAUACUAUAAAAUCUUCCAAAAGCCAAAUAUCGAUGGCUACUUCAGCUUUAAUUGCUGACAGACGUUGGUGUCUUACUGGCACUCCUAUCCAGAACAACCUUGAAGAUGUUUACAGUCUUCUUCGAUUUCUGAGAAUAGAGCCUUGGGGUCAUUGGGCCUGGUGGAACAAACUCGUUCAGAAACCAUUCGAGGAGGGUGAUGAGAGAGGGCUGAAGUUGGUUCAAUCCAUUCUGAAGCCAAUCAUGUUGAGGAGAACUAAACAUAGCAUGGAUCGCGACGGCAAGCCUAUUAUUGUUCUUCCUCCAGCUGAAGUGCAGAUAAUUUACUGUGAACUCACUGAAGCUGAAAAGGACUUUUAUGAGGCACUAUUCAAAAGAUCUAAGGUCAAGUUUGAUCAGUUUGUUGAGCAAGGGCGCAUUCUUCAUAAUUAUGCUUCCAUAUUGGAGCUGCUCUUACGUCUUCGUCAAUGCUGUGACCAUCCAUUUCUUGUUAUGAG